This is a messenger RNA of Elaeis guineensis (African oil palm), 1116 nucleotides long. RefSeq lists its product as uncharacterized. NCBI's taxonomy places the organism in Eukaryota, Viridiplantae, Streptophyta, Magnoliopsida, Arecales, Arecaceae. The record is from RefSeq and is a predicted model, not a curated record.
CUCUACUAGAGAGAAAAAUUGCCAUGGGGACUUGUGUUAGCAAGUGCUGCUCCAAUCCAUCUCUCCCUUUUGAUCCAAGUCCCCCACAAGAUAAGCUUGUCAUUUCUCAAUCUCCUUCCACUCCCACCAAUCCCCUCCCCAAUGAUACAUCCAAUAUGCAAUCCACCCCUUCCUCUUCUUCCUCCUCUUCCUCUUCUUCUUCAUCAUCUUCUUCAUCGUCUUGCACUAGUAAUUCUACCUACUCUCAGUCUUCGUCGAAGGGUAGAUCUUUCACAAAUGAGUUCUUGUUGUCUUGCGCAAGAGAAAAUCCACACAUAAUCAUACUUGAUCCCCAUAAGCAUUGUGCCACAAAGCCUAAACCAAAUAGAUAUCUGGUGAAAACAUUACCACAGCCAUCCAAAUUAGUUCAAUGUCCACAAAAACAGUCCACUGCUAGAGCAAACCAGGCACUUCCAACCAAGCGGGGACGUUCUACCUCACCACCAACACCUGUCGGUCGGAAGAGUUCCAAGACAGAGCUUAGCUCGGCGGUCCCUCCCACAUACAGAAAAUUGAGCACUCCAUCCACUCAUUGGAGAUCGACAAAUGUGUUAACUGAACGGCAGAGGUGUGCGGUUGGAAUGUCAGGCAAUGCAGUCCCUCUUCAGCUUGCUGCAAAUAAGGAGAAGCUCCGGUGUUCGAGUCCUUGCAGCUCAUCAAACCGGCAAAUUUCUGGUGUGGAGAGGAGGAGGGAAGCUUGCAUGCACCAGAUCCACCAAAGGCAGAGUCAAAUGGGUCAGAAUGGGAGCAGGGAAGUGUUUUAUGAGGAGAGCUCCAGGACUCCUCACAUGGAGGACCUAAAUAACCCUCUCAUGUAUAUGGAUUGCUUUAUUUUUCUUUGAUGGGGAGUGUUUGACGGUUUGUGAGAAUUGGUUUGCUUCUUAAGAUUUAUAUAAAUCACCACCAUGCAAAAUACUUGCACAUAGAAUUUGUCAUGUUUUUGAGAAAAGAGUUUGCCAUAUUUUGUCCUGUAUUUUGAGCACCUGAGUGACUUCUGUAUGAGAAGUAGAGGGAGGGAAAAAGAAUGCUUACCUGUAAUAUUACUCCUGUAUGAAAUAGAUAUAACUUAUUUGCUUA